Messenger RNA from Talaromyces proteolyticus, 1740 nucleotides. RefSeq names its product putative mitochondrial protein Fmp25. The transcript has a single exon. Gene Ontology annotation, cellular component: mitochondrial inner membrane. Bases 1 to 1740 code for a protein of 579 amino acids. Gene Ontology annotation, biological process: mitochondrial respiratory chain complex III assembly. NCBI's taxonomy places the organism in Eukaryota, Fungi, Ascomycota, Eurotiomycetes, Eurotiales, Trichocomaceae. The record is from RefSeq and is a predicted model, not a curated record.
AUGUUUGCAAGAAAUACGAGGAGGCAAGCCUCGGCAAUUUCAGGAUUAUCGGCGCAUCUUUUCAAAGCUCGAGUCCACUCUCGAAAUACUACAAGGAGUUAUAGCCAGAAGACAUCAAACUCGCCCAGCGGCAAUCAAGGAUGGAUUGGACCUACGGUAGCUCUCGUCGGAACUUUUACCUUGGCAUCGGCUGCCUAUCUUUAUACCAAUAAGGAACCCGCGGUCAAACAAAUACCAGCACGGUCGAUGAAAGUUGCAGUUGCAGUUGAAGAAUCUAGGGUCGAUGAUACUCUGUCAAAAGAGCAGAAUCGAGAAGCCCUCAGCACCCAACAUGCUCAGGUCCGUAAUAUGUCAGACAACCCUGGGGUGUAUGCAUGGGGAGCAAAUAGCCACCGAGUCGUUGAUCCCGACUCGUCCGAAACCAUAAUAAGAAGCCCUCAUCGCAUACGUUAUUUCGAAGGACGAUACUUGAGGGAUAUCAAGCUCAGUGAAACUUCGGGGGCAGCUGUUACAGAUAGUGGUGACUUGGUUCAAUGGGGAAAAGGUUUCUCGGAAUCUGAAUUCCAACCUGUGCCUACACUAAAAGGAAAGAAUCUCGUCUCAAUAAGUUUGUCUCGAGACAGAAUCAUAGCUUUAUCGUCUGGCGGAAAUGUUUACUCGAUACCGAUAUCAAAAUCCGAUCAGGAAUCGGGCCCCAAGCCUCGAGAGACCUCGUGGAUCCCAUUUCGAUCACCCAGGUCUCACAUUAGCUAUCGUCCGCUCACUCCACAGCUAGGCCUGGGUGAGAAAGUCACAUCAAUUGCGAGCGGCUUGGAACAUGUAUUGCUACUUACAAGUGCGGGUCGCGUCUUUUCUGCCGCGGCUGCUACUGAAUAUUAUCCCUCGAGAGGCCAACUCGGAGUUCUUGGAUUAACAUGGGCAACUCGUCCAAAGGGACCAGUUGAUCGCUGUCACGAGAUAACCUCCUUGAAGAACUUCAAAAUCCAAAAAAUUGCAAGUGGAGACUUCCACUCUUUGUUAUUGGAUAAGGAUGGGCGUGUAUUUGUUUUCGGCGAUAACUCUUUUGGACAGCUUGGAAUCGGUUAUGAUCCCACUACCCCUGUGAUCGACACACCCAAGCAACUUCCGAUGAAAGGCUUAUAUUCGAGCAAAGGCUGGGCUACUCGUGUCACUAAUGUCGCAGCAGGUGGUUAUACCAGCUUUCUCACCAUUGAUGCGCAACGGGCUGAAGGAUCUCCUGACGACAAAUCCGACCUCUCUCCCAAGCCUGCUUCUGUCAGCGUUGAUACCUGGUCUUUUGGUAGAGGCAUCCACGGAGCCCUUGGAACAGGAAAGUGGACACACAUUCAAGACCGCCCCAGCAAGGUGAAAGCUCUCAGCGGCCUUUCUGAAUAUGACGAAAAAGCUCAGAAGGUCUUACCAAUUCACCUCGUCCAAAUUGCUGCUGGUGCUACACAUGCCGCUGCUGUUCUGGGCAAUAACUCUCACUUAAGAACCUCAAAACGGUCAUCAGUAGCUGACACAACAUGGGGCCAAGAUACCCUCUGGUGGGGAGGGAAUGAAUCUCUCCAACUUGGCACUGGAAAGCGAAGUAACAUUCCGACUCCAACGCAUAUUCUCCCUCCUCCAGAUAUUGUAACCUCAGCCAAUCCUGAUGAGUCUCGAUUUCAAAUUCUUCCCGGUCAACAGCGCAUUGAGUGUGGCAGACAAGUAACUGCCGUCUACUCUGUCAAGAGCUGA